AAUGAGUAAGAAGAAGAGAGGGUUGAAGGUUGAGGAUUUUGUGGAGUUCUUCAACUAUGUGUUGGAAGAGAAGCCAUUUGUUCCUGUUUUGAUUCCUCUGGUUUUGCUUCUUUGGGCUAUUGAGAGAUGGGUCUUCUCCUUCUCCAACUGGGUCCCACUUGCGGCGGCUGUUUGGGCAACUGUUCAGUAUGGGAACUAUCAGCGUCGAAUCAUAGUUGAAGAUUUGAACAAGAAGUGGAAGAGAGUGAUACUUAACACCUCGCCCAUAACGCCAUUGGAGCCCUGCGAGUGGCUGAAUAAGCUGUUGAUGGAAGUAUGGCCCAACUAUAUUAACCCAAAGCUUUCAUUGAGGUUUUCAUCGAUUGUUGAGAAACGGCUGAAGCACAGAAAAUCAAGGCUUAUAGAAAGAAUUGAAUUGCAAGAGUUUUCACUGGGUUCAAGCCCUCCAAGCUUGGGCCUUCAUGGGACACGUUGGUCAACAUCAGGUGAUCAGCGAAUCAUGCGCUUGGGUUUUGACUGGGACACAACUGAUAUGAGUAUUUUGUUGCUUGCCAAGCUUGCCAAACCAUUUAUGGGGACUGCACGGAUUGUUAUAAAUAGCCUUCACAUCAAGGGAGAUCUUCUCCUGAUGCCAGUUUUGAAUGGGAGAUCGAUUUUGUACUCAUUUCUGUCAGUUCCUGAUGUGAGGAUAGGAGUUGCAUUUGGUAGUGGUGGAAGCCAAUCACUACCUGCUACAGAGCUUCCUGGCGUUUCUUCUUGGCUGGUUAAAAUUCUUACUGACACCUUGGUUAAGACAAUGGUUGAACCUCGCCGCCGUUGUUACUCUAUGCCAGCAGUAAGUCUGAGGAAAAAGGCGGUAGGAGGUAUUAUAUAUGUGACAGUCGUUUCAGCCAGUAAACUUUCUAGGAAUGGCUUGAGAUUAAGCCCAUCCAGAAGGCAAUUUGAUAGAACUUCAGAAGAGCAUUUUGUUGAUAGAGAUCUGCAGACGUUUGUGGAGGUUGAGCUUGGGCAGUUAACGAGAAGAACAGAUUUGAAGUUUGGCUCAAAUCCUAGAUGGAAUUCAAAAUUUAAUAUGGUGUUACAUGAAGAAGCCGGUACUCUUCGAUUUAAUCUUUAUGAAUGCACACCAAACAAUGUGAAGUACGACUAUCUGGCGAGUUGUGAAGUUAAGGUGAAGUAUGUUGAGGAUGAUUCUACCAUUUUUUGGGCGAUAGGACCUGACUCUGGUGUAAUAGCCAAACAUGCUGCAUUCUGUGGAAAUGAAGUUGAAAUAAUUGUUCCAUUUGAGGGGGUACACUCUGGAGAGUUGACGGUGAAGCUCGUCCUUAAAGAAUGGCAAUUUUCUGAUGGUUCACACGUCUUGGACAACUUUAUCUCACAAAAUUCGCUUUUUGGGUCAUCAAAUUUUCUGCCAAGAACCGGAAGGAAAGUUAACAUAACUGUUGUGGAAGGAAAGGAUCUUAUUGCAAAAGACAGAUCUGGAAAGUGUGCUCCAUAUGUUAAAUUGCAGUAUGGAAAGAUUCUCCAAAGAACAAGGACUGCUCAUGCUUUGAGUCCUCUUUGGAAUCAGAAGUUUGAAUUCGAUGAGAUAGGUGGAGGUGAAUUACUGAUGGUAAAAUGCUACAGUGAAGAUACCUUCGGUGAUGACAGCAUUGGUAGUGCACGAGUUAAUUUGGAGGGACUGGUCGAGGGAUCAGUCAGGGAUGUUUGGGUCCCUCUAGAAAAAGUGAAUUCUGGAGAACUCAGGCUUCAAAUAGAAGCAGUCAGAGCUGAAGGCUCUGAUGGAUCAAGGGGUUCGACUAUGCAUUCAAAUAAUGGAUGGCUUGAACUUGUUCUCCUUGAAGCAAAAGACCUUAUUGCUGCUGAUAUCAGAGGGACAAGCGAUCCAUACGUGAGGGUUCAGUAUGGAAACUUGAAGAAAAGAACAAAGGUUAUGUUUAAAACACUGAAUCCCCACUGGAAUCAGACCUUGGAAUUCCCUGAUGAUGGAAGCCCCUUAGAGUUGCAUGUAAAAGACCACAAUGCUUUAUUACCAACAUCAAGCAUUGGUGAUUGUGUUGUUGAAUAUCAGAGACUGCCUCCUAACCAGAUGUCAGAUAAGUGGAUACCCCUUCAAGGUGUGAAGAGGGGAGAGAUCCAUAUUCGGAUCACAAGAAAAGUCCCAGACUUAGAGAAAAAAUCAAGCUUGGAGUCUAAUCCGUCCAUAAACAGAGCACACAGAAUCUCUUGCGAGAUGAAACAAACGAUGAUGAAGUUUCAGAGUCUAAUUGAGGAUGGGAAUCUUGAAGGACUGUCUACAGCUAUGUCUGAGUUAGAAAGCCUCGAAGAUACGCAAGAAGAGUACAUGGUUCAGCUUGAGACUGAGCAAGCACUUCUUCUUAACAAGAUAAAGGAGCUUGGUCAGGAAAUGUUCGAUUCGUCUCCUUCCCUGAGCAGAAGAUCUUCUGGAGUCUAAGCCCUUUUCAAUUUUGAGUUUUAUCUAUAAUGGGUUUGUUUUGGGUGUUUAUAUAUGACAUGAAAACCUUUACAGGUAUAGAGUAUGUACAUUUGAGUCCUAUACAGUUCAGGUCACCAUCUUGCUGCAUAACUGUAUAUGGGUCAUAGAUGCCUGAUCAACUUUCUGCAGCAAAUGUAGUCCUUUAAUUAGAUUCUUAGCUUUUUGAGAAAUCAAGUGCUACUUAGAGUAAUCUGUAUGUUCUGAAAUCUGGU
Molecule: messenger RNA, 2709 nt
Organism: Fragaria vesca subsp. vesca
Lineage: Eukaryota; Viridiplantae; Streptophyta; Magnoliopsida; Rosales; Rosaceae
Product: synaptotagmin-2-like
Exons: 14
Coding region: 2-2455 (817 amino acids)
Molecular function (GO): lipid binding
Source: RefSeq, a predicted model, not a curated record